This is a messenger RNA of Nerophis ophidion (straightnose pipefish), 2775 nucleotides long. RefSeq names its product potassium channel, subfamily K, member 4a (gene kcnk4a). Gene Ontology annotation, biological process: potassium ion transmembrane transport; stabilization of membrane potential. Lineage: Eukaryota; Metazoa; Chordata; Actinopteri; Syngnathiformes; Syngnathidae. Gene Ontology annotation, molecular function: potassium ion leak channel activity. Bases 608 to 2371 code for a protein of 587 amino acids. Gene Ontology annotation, cellular component: membrane. The transcript has 9 exons. The record is from RefSeq and is a predicted model, not a curated record.
AAAACGACCAAGGGUGCAGAAGCUAUGAUUUACAACAACAAUACACACACACACACACAGUCACACACAUGCACGCGCGCGCAUUCAUAUCCAUCUCAGGAAACUGCGAGCCCGCUUUCUUCCUCCUCUGCGACGGAGUGCAAUCACGGUGCUGUAAUGUCCUUCCCUCUUCCUCCUCCUGGAGUCUUCUCUCCUUGUCAGGGUGAUGUCGAGUCCCAAGAAUGGGGAAACACCUUCCAAGGAGAAAACACGCAUGCACUUUGACAACACACACACACACGCACACACACAGCUCCUGACUAAGGGUGAGAAAACCGCACAUGUUGCUUGGACUUGGAAGUUUUAAAGUCUUCAGGAAUCCCGCCAACGUCAGAAGGUCCAGGUGAAUGCAGCAGGAGUUCCAUCGCUGUGGUUCUUUAAAAAAGGCAAACACCCUACAAAGAGGCCCUUCAGAGGUUUUCAAGUCACCUGACCCAACAUGGGAUGAACUCCUGAUUCAGCGCCUGAAGCUGUGGCACCCGUGUAUCCUGACUACGAGCGCCACCAGACCGGCGACCUCUAACCUGGGGAGGGGAGGGGCUGAGGGGGGGCGCCGCGGUGUGACAACAUGCGCUGCACCACCCUCUUGGCCCUGCUGCUGGGGGUGGUGCUGUACCUCUGCAUGGGCGCGCUGGUCUUCCAGAAUCUGGAGGCUUCCGAGGAGAGCGUCAAGUUCCAGGAGCUGCUGGAGGCCAAGAACAACUUCCUGAAUAAUCACUCCUGUGUGAGCGAGCGGGAAUUCUACAAGCUUGUGAAGGGGGUCACGUCUGCCGUGGAAGCAGGCUUGGAGGUGAGCAGCAUCUCCACCAACUUCACCAGCCGCUGGGAUGUGGCCUCCGCCUUCUUCUUCUGCGGCGCCAUCAUUACCACCAUAGGUUUUGGCAACCUGUCCCCUCGGACCUGGUACGGACAGCUGUUCUGCCUCUGCUACGCCCUGGUGGGCAUCCCCAUGUUUGGCAUCCUGCUGGCUGGAGUGGGCGACCACAUGGGCACCGUGCUGCGGAGGGCCGUGGCCAAGAUUGAGACCCUCUUCCUGAAACGUAAAGUGCGGCCCACCACCGUGCGAGUCAGCUCUGCCGUGCUCUCCAUCCUGGUCGGCUGCCUCAUCUUCCUCGCCGUGCCCACCGUGGUCUUCCAGGAGUCUGAGGACUGGUCCUUCCUGGAGUCGCUCUACUUUGUGGUCAUCACGCUCACCACCGUGGGAUUUGGAGACUUCGUGCCAGAUGGGAGUCAUGCGGGCGGGCUCUUCUUCAAACCUCUGGUGUGGUUAUGGAUCGUGUUCGGUCUGGCCUACUUUGCCUCCAUCCUCACCAUGAUUGGCAAUUGGCUGCGUGUGCUGUCCAAGAAGACCCGUGCUGAGAUGGAGGAGUUGCGAGCCCACGCCACAGACUGGACCCAGCACAUGUCCAAGGACUUCCGCCUCCCCAACCCGCUGGAGUUCAACGACCCCUUCCUCCUGCAGCGCCGCCGCUGGAAGCGAAGCGAGCGCCGUCGCAUCCGCCGCGGAGCCCAGGGCACGCUGGGAUACCGGCAGAGGGGCGGGGCAGAGAACGGCCACCUCCCCCACCACUGGGCCGGCCUCUCCGGCUCCAUGGGCCGCCUGGAUGUGCUCGGCUCCUCCCUGGAGAGGAAGAUGAUGUCCAAACCUCGGUCGCGGCUCAGCGCUGCCGGAGUGGGAGGCGGGACCAUUCCUCGAGCCAGGCCCGCCGAGCCCGGUUUGCAGCAGCAGGUGGGGAGGCGGUCCUUACCUCACCUGAUGCUGCGGUCCUUCUCUAUGCCCGUCGCUAACUCCGCCUCCGAGCUGGACUCUCCAGAAGCGGCCGGGCGGGGAGGCUCCCUCUCGGGAUCCGAGUCGCCCUUCGACUCCAGGUCUGACAUCUCCUCCGCGUCCUCGUCUUUCUCGGAUCUCCGCGGGUUCCGGGCCCGCCGUGCGGCGUGCGACGUUGAAGGAGGCGGAGCCUCCUCGCAAGACAAGGCCAAGGAAGAAAAACAUUCCUCCCUCGCUCCUCUUCCUGCUCACCGUCCCAACAUAGUCCUCAACGAGGAGCCCUCAGGUGCCUGUCAGCUGCUGGACUUCUUCGGGGAGAACCUGGCCUACAUCGACGAGUCCUCGGACACAUUAAGCGAGCACGCCCUGCCGGCCGAGGAGAGGAGGAGACGAGCACGUAAGCCCAAGCAGAGGAGCGUGAGGAGGAAGUUGUCGCAGAGGUGGAGCCCCCUUCAGGUGAGGAGGCCCAGCAGCGACAUGCAGCCUCCCUCCAAUCCUCCUACGCCGCCUCCUGACUUGUCUGCGUCAGACCUGAACCACACAGACUCGCCGCCCACACUCUGACACCUGCAGGGACACUUUUUUUUUUUUUUCAACGACUUGUGAAUGUUUUCCAGCUUACACCUCAAGAAGCAGUCAAGUUUGUAGCAUUAUUCAGCUGCACUGUCACAUGACUUAGUUUUUUUUAAUGCUGCCAUUUGAUGGUUAACACGCUUGCCCUCACGGUCAGGAGAUCCUGGUUUGAAUCUCUGUUGGAAUAUCUCCUUGUGUGGGUCUUCUUACUCCCACGGCCCACAAACAUGCAUGUUGUUGUUAAUUGGAGACGCUAAAUUGUUGGUAGGUAAGAAUGCUUGAAUGUGAUGUCUAUUGUGAUUGACAGGCUGCCCAAAUCAGCUGGGAUAGGCUCCAGCUUAUCGGUAUAGAAAAUUAAUAAACAUUGGUUCAGUGUUGCCAGUUUGUGUUAAAAA